Molecule: messenger RNA, 1662 nt
Organism: Mercenaria mercenaria
Lineage: Eukaryota; Metazoa; Mollusca; Bivalvia; Venerida; Veneridae
Exons: 4
Coding region: 275-976 (233 amino acids)
Source: RefSeq, a predicted model, not a curated record
UAAAUUCGCAACACGUGCUAAUUCAACGAUCUUAAAAAAGAAGGAUUUUCAGAGUGAUGACGUCAUUGUUGAAGAAUUAAUCAAAUUUGAAAGUGGACAUGCAGUUACUGUUCCUAAAAAAAGAUUGUCAAAAAAAACCAAAAAAACUCAUAGAAAUAAGUAUUUCUUCAGAGCCCUUAAAAAGCCUAACGUACAACGAUACAUUUCAACAUUUAUUGACUACUACGAAAGCAUUGAAACCAGAAACUCAGAGGAUUCGCAGUCAUGGUCAUACAUGGAACUGUUAGGCAAUGAAAACAUACCAUCGACACCAUGGCCUCAGUCUUCAGCACAACAGUGUACAGAAGAUCUUCAAGGACCAUCCAUGCCCGCUAUGGUGGCACCACAGCCUACAGUAGAAAUAAAGAAGUCAAUAUUUCCUAUGCAGAUGGUGCCACAACCAAACCAAACACUGCAGUGUUCAGGUUCUGCACAGAUGGUGCCAGACCUGCAAGGUCCAUUAAGUCAGGGGUCAAAUAUGCCAAUGAUAACACAGCAACAGUGGUGUGCAUCAAACUUGCAAGGGCGAACCGUGCCUAUACAGAUGGCUUCUGAGCUGCAAAACUCUAAUGCAGUAGAUUCCGGCAUGCCAGAGACACAACCAUCAGCAACACGCCCACCAGGAAGUAAGCCAGGAGAGCUUAGGCGAUCUCCUCGGAAAAACCAGAAACCAGUCAUGUUGGCAGAUGAAAUACCAGAUGACAAUGGGAAAGUUGCUCUGUUGAAACAGUAUCCCAACGUCAAGGUGGAUGCCAAACAGUUGCGGGCAGCAAAGAAAGCUGCAGUCAACAUUGGAGGUGAUAAAGCCUCAUACAAGUUGUCCUCAAAAAUUGUGAAACAACUCUUCACCACCCAAGAGCUGGCAAACUCCCGAGGGCUGGGACUACGUGGAAAAAAAGAUACUAGUAAUGUGCGGUUACCACUGGAUGAAUGCUGAGUAAAUGUUCUGAAAGCUUAUGUCUCAUGUUGGUGCAAAAUUAAUGGGAAAGGCUGAUUCCAGAGACAAGGACAUUAAUGAUGCAAUCACAGAACAGAUCAGCUAUGCAAGAAAGAAGCUAAGAAUUGUUACCUGAACACUUUGAUUAUUUCAGCUGUGGACAGUUUUUUUUGGACUGUUUAGCCUUUUACCCAUAGUCAAGUUUUAUAAAGACAUUUCUUACCUGAAGAUACAAUUUGAAAGCAAUAAUAAUAAUUAGUUUCAAUUUAAAUUCUAGGUCUCUUUAUAUUACACUAUAUUGGAAAAACUGGACACUGUUUUAUAACUUUUGCCUUUUUUGCUGUUUGACAUAUUAACCACCUGAAAAAUAAUUUUGCAUUCAGUCACUAAGUUUGGUUUUAAUGAAGUAUAGUUAUGUACAUGUAUAUACAUUGUCAUGUCACAUUCUCACAAGAUGUAAUUGAUCAAAUUUUGUUAGUUGUGCAUUGUGGAUAGUAACACUGGUAUCAUACUGUGUCUGAAUAAUUAGUGUGUGUGAUUUACAAUUAUGCCAGCUGUUCAACAUGGACUUUAAAGAAUUUAACUGGACAGAUUUGAUUUUAUUUAUCAUGUAUAGUGAUUGGACUGUGUGAUUUUGAGCAGCUACAUUAGGCAUGACUUUUUCUCAUUUUUUUUUCUGUGUAUAA